AUGCGCGGAACGUGAAGCGCCGCUCUGAGGAAUAAAUAAGGGCAGGGAAACCGAGCCGCAAUGGGACAACUCUCGUCUCGGUCCAAUUCUGCCUAAAAAUACCCCGAAAUGGCGUUUAUCCUUGACGGGGUGUCGUCGGAAGGUUUUUAGAGGGCUUUGCGGGCGCGUCUGUCUACCGAAAGGGACCGAGAAAGUUUAGAAGGAAACGAACUUCAGAGACGGUCAUGGAGGAUUUCGGUUCGGCGCUGGAGAAGAACGUGGCGGAUCUGACCGUGAUGGACGUCUACGACAUCGCCGCGGUCGUGGGCCAGGAGUUCGAGCGCAUUAUCGACCAGUACGGAUGCGAGGCUCUGUCCCGCCUCAUGCCCAAAGUGGUCCGCGUGCUGGAGAUCCUGGAGGUCCUGGUGAGCCGCAGCAGCAUCAGUCCGGAGACCGAGGAGCUGCGCCUGGAGCUGGACCGGCUGCGGCUGGAGCGGAUGGACCGGCUGGAGAAGGAGAGGAAACACAAGAAGGAGCUGGAGCUUGUGGAGGAUGUGUGGAGAGGAGAAGCCCAGGAUCUGCUCUCCCAGAUCGCACAGCUGCAGGAGGAAAACAAAACGCUGCUCAACAACCUGUCCGUCAAAGAGUGUCCGAUGACGGAAGAGGAUAUACAGAAACAGGAAGGCAUGACCGAGCGGGAACGGCAAGUGAUGAAGAAGCUGAAGGAAGUUGUAGAUAAACAGCGAGACGAAAUCCGCGCCAAAGAUCGCGAGCUGACGCUCAAAAACGAGGACGUUGAAGCGCUCCAGCAGCAGCUGAACCGGCUGAUGAAGAUCAACCAUGACCUGAGGCAUAAGAUCACGGUGGUGGAGGCCCAGGGUAAAGCGCUGAUCGAGCAGAAGGUGGAGCUGGAGGCCUCUGGUCAGGCACGGCAGCAGGAGCUGGGUAACCUGCGACAGGAAGUGACCCGUCUUAAGGAGCGGCUUAAAGACCAAGGCAAGAUCAAUGCUGAGACGGAGGAGCCUGUAGGACCCCCUUCACCUGCACAGUCGUCUAAAGCGGCCCCUUCCUGGGGUCAGGAUUUAGCUUCUGAGCUCCUCGCUGGGGGCCUGGAGAUAGAAGAAGGUCCCCUCCGUUUCAUCCCCCACACCGGGGCCCCAGGAGCCCUAACAGAUGACGGUGAGGAGGAGGAGGAGAAGGACGAUGAAGAGGCUGCGUUUUUAUGGGAGGCGCUGUGUGACGAAGACAUGUCCUCUAUAGAUCCGAAAGACCCAAACCGCCCGCGGUUUACCCUGCAAGAGCUGCGUGACGUCCUGCACGAGCGCAAUGAGCUGAAAGCUAAAGUCUUCAUGCUGCAAGAGGAAAUCGCAUAUUACAAAAGUGACGAACAGGAAGAGGAAACAGGCCCACCGCUCCCAGACCCCUCUCCUGUCCUUCGGCCAAGCUCACGCUCCAACUUUCAGCCUGAGUCGGGGAUAAAACGACUGUUUAGCUUCUUUUCCCGCGACAAAAACCGAGGCUCCCAGAGGAGGAUGCCACCGAUGGGGGACGGCUUCGGCUCGUGGGCCGGGAAAGAUGACGUGUACACAGAACAGGCCCAGGAGGCGUUACAGCACAUGUAACCAACACGCCGCUCCACUAACCGCUAACCUGCACCAUGUGACCGUAUGCCACGUUUACGCUCCCUUUCAUGGUCGCUUUCACAGCACAACGUCUGCAAGCAGACGAUACAGAGCUCACAAAGGGAACACGGGGGGACGGGGCCCGUUUAGAGUUACUGACAGAUUGCGGCCCUCACCUUCGCCCAAAGAUAACUGCGAGGGAGUUUUUAUGUGCCUAUUUCGUUAGAUAGUUAGACAUGUUAUUGCUUUUGCAAACGACAAGUUACUGUAAGUAGAUGACGUGGACGAGCAGACGUUUAAAGAGAAGAUGCCUUCAGUAGAUGAGAUACAUAUCUAUUUUUAAUUCAAAUUGAAUUAUGAGUGAAAAUAUGCACAUGGUUAAAAAAAAAAGAUAUUUAGAUUUUUAGUUGCUACACCCAGGCCAGAGAUGGUCUGAAAAGGAUAGCGGCAUUAUCUGUUGGAAUUAUUAUGUUUAUAACUUUUUUUGGAAAUUGCACCGUAGCCUGAUUCUUUUGGCACACCGAUUUUUUUUAAAAAGAAUAUCAAAGUAUUCGUUCUGUUGACAUGCAUCACAGAAAAUCAUUUUAACUAGUCCCUCGGGUUUGUAACAACAAACAGACAUGUAUAUGCAGCAAUGCGCUUGAUAUGGAGGCGUAUGGGGCAGAACAAAAAGAGCAGAGAAAAAAAACCCUUCUAUUAAUUCCCAUGUGUUUUGUAGGAAGAGAAAAACAGCAAUAUUGUGAAAACGCUAGUAUAAUUUAAAAUUACGAAUAAACUCUUUUACAUUUUCAAAUGUAAUUCAUUCGUAUGAUCAAAGCUGAGUUUUCAGCAUCGUUACUGCGGUCUUCUGUGUCACGUGAUCCGUCAGAAAUCAUUCUGAUUGGCUGUUCAAGAAACACUUCUUGUUGUGGAACACAUUUUGCUUCAAAACUUUUUUUUUCGCGCAAAAUAUAGUACUUUUAAAUAAUAGAAGCAAAGAUUCUUUUAAACAAAAUCAAUAUAAAAGCAAAAUUGACCCUAAAACUUAUUUUUUACGUGUGUACUUGAACAUUUCUCUUAUUGAAAUGCCCUAUAUACUUCUGUCGUUCAUGCAUUAGCCUGUAUGAUUUAGUUUUAUUUAUUUAUUUUUCUUUUACAAACUGGCAAGUCGGAUGCAUUUUGGGUGGUAACUGACAGUCUUUAAACCCUGGAAUCACGAAACAAAGCUUUACGUGCAUCGAGUGUUACUGCAGUGCAUUAAAACAGAACGAUAUUAAUAAUCCAUAGUUCGCUAUUGGCAUCUGAAGUAUCUAUCACAUGGACAAAUGUCAUUCACCAGCGGUUUUGCAUUGCUUGAAUGGUGCUUUCACUGGCAAUAAUAGAAGGUUUGAGUGAAAGCAUGGAAAUGCGUGACUAUGUUAAAGUGUGCUGAUAAAGGCAGCUUUGUAAGCUAGAAAAAUACAUGCCUGUGGGCCUUAAAUCAAUUGUUGAACAGCUAGUACUCCACUCAACUGAGAAUGUCAUCCAGCAAAAAGAACUGGAUCAAAUGUAUCUUUAUGAAGGAUUAUGCAUAACUCAUCUCAUUGUGUAUUAAACUAUUUUAUACCAUG
Molecule: messenger RNA, 3190 nt
Organism: Puntigrus tetrazona (Sumatra barb)
Lineage: Eukaryota; Metazoa; Chordata; Actinopteri; Cypriniformes; Cyprinidae
Gene: rilpl1
Product: Rab interacting lysosomal protein-like 1
Exons: 8
Coding region: 225-1601 (458 amino acids)
Biological process (GO): cilium assembly
Cellular component (GO): cytoplasm; ciliary basal body
Molecular function (GO): protein dimerization activity
Source: RefSeq, a predicted model, not a curated record